Triticum dicoccoides is the source of this 2473-nucleotide messenger RNA. RefSeq lists its product as uncharacterized. The transcript is spliced from 3 exons. The record is from RefSeq and is a predicted model, not a curated record. Lineage: Eukaryota; Viridiplantae; Streptophyta; Magnoliopsida; Poales; Poaceae. The coding region runs from base 1510 to 2073 and encodes 187 amino acids.
AACUAGAUGUCUAGAAAAUCUUGUUCGCAGAAUGUAGUCUUUUCGGUCUACGUCAGUCAUGUCGUGGCACUCUUUCUGAGAACCAGAGAGGAUCUGGUCAUUUAGCAUGACAAUGAGGUUAUAAUAUUGUGUUGGGCAUCGUGCUGCCCAUGUGGGGACAAGUGUCCCUCCAUUGGUCACCCGGCAAUUAUGGCAAAUUCCAGCAGAAAGCCAUUUUCCCUGCCUGAAAAUGUAUAACAGAUGAUUGGAGUCACUGGAUCUGUUCGCCACGAGGCACCAUGUUCCUCUGAGAAAAACAGGGUGGAUCUGUUUGCAGCCAUUGUUAACACCAUUUCUCUUCAACAGAGAUCCCUGAAGCAUCGUUAGAUCCCGGUAAGUAACUCUUUGCAGCUCUUGUUCACAUCACUGUAGUAAAUUUCUAUGCAACUUUCUCCAGUGUCUGCCCUUAAACAUCUGUAAUGCAAUUUUUAGAUUCAUUAUGUUUCAUCCAUCUAGCUGCACAUUGUGGAUGGUAUCUAGCAAUGUAACCUCCACAUCAUCUAGUUAGUGAGACAAGAGGUGCAGAAGCAUAACAAUAAAAAAGCCCAGCCAAUCUCCUACACUACAGACUACACUACACUACAGUGUGUCCUGUCAGUAUACAACCCCAACAUGCAACAUGCAGUAGUAGCCCAGGGGGGCUGUCUAUCACAUGGCCACCCUAAGCCAAUGUAUGCAGGGAGCACACUUCCAGGCUAAUCAAUCAUUUGCUUUGCUGCUUAAUCUUUCUCAUUUUAGCUCACUAAUCAACACCGCUUCCUGCAUGAUGACACAGCUAAGGUCUAAUCCUCACGCUUAAACAACCAAUCAAGCAAGCAAGUUGGGCUGAAGAGAUCUAAACUUCUGGCCUGGUACUUGCAGCGGCGUUCAACUUUUUCGCUUUGACCCCAACCGCACGCACCUAAUCAAGAUUCUCGCACUUGGUUAUGGCCACUAACCAGAACAUGCACUGUGAUAUUAUUCUAUCUCCCACAUGUGGUGUUAACUAGUAACCAGUGCUGAUUCCAGCUUGGCCAGACACUUCCCAUUGGCUCUGGGCAUCAUGUUGCUACAAUUAUAUGCUCAUGUUACUAGUUAAAUCUCUUGUCUGUGUAUUUUUUGCUGUCACAAGGGGUCUGGAUAGGUUGCAACUGGGAGUAGAAUAUGCGCCCGAACUGAUCGUCUGGUGCGGAAAUCGACGACCAAGAUCCACUUCAGCUUGGUGAGGGAUCUGUGGUGGGAAGCGGCACGUGUCUGAUCCCUGUGCGUCGCUUCAUUUCUGAUGUUUGAUCCUGGCCGUCGGUUGCCUGCGGGGACGGCCGAUUUUUUCCGCUCGGUACCGUAGGGAACCCCUUGGUCCCUAUCUAUAAAGGCCAUGCAUAGAGAUACAGGGGAGUAAGCUAUUUGGAGCUGUACUUGCUGGCUAAUUAGCUUCAGACAUCUCACCAGGUGACAUAUAUCAUCUUUCUUUCUGAGGAGGAAGGAGAAAUAAUGGGGCACAUUGCUGAUCCUACGGGCGCCGUAGUCGUGGGCUGCAAAGUGCUGCCCAUCUUCAACGAGAACGGCAUCGUGGAUGGCGCGGUGAAGAAGAUCGUGCACAGGAUCGACGGGAAGAAGGCGGUGGCCCGGGUGAAGGAGCUCCUCAAGUGGGCCGCCCAGGCCAGGCCGUACGGCAGCAGCAACGGCGUCAGUGGGAAGAAAUGGAAGUUUCUGAGCUUCCAGGGAAGGGACGGUGGUGGUCCUGCAGCACCGGUAUCAAAGUGCGACGAUGACGCGAGCUCUGGGUCCGGGUCCGGUGGCAAGCUGAGCUUCAAGUGGGAGGCGGGCAGCUGCUCGUCGGCGUCGUCGGUGCUGUACUCGCCGCUGUCGUUUGCGUCGGCACCGGCUGGGAGGACGGAGCAGCAGACGCCGUCUCGGGGGAACGGGAACUACAGCUACGGCAACGGGUACGCGUCGCGGCUGUCUUCGGUGAGCCAGAAGAGCACGUCGUCGGAGGCAUGCCGGAUGGCGCAGUGGAUCACCACGGACUCAGACUUUGUGGUGCUGGAGCUGUAAGUGAAGAAUAAUACAUAAUACUGUAUUGCUGAAGAUGGUGGAGGACUCAGCAUUUGAGAAACUGGUGAUGACUCAGCAGCCUCAUCAAGCUAGCUCGCUAGUUAAUUAGCUAGUGUUGUUAAUUACUCUAGUUAGUUAGGGUGGGAGCUAAAUAGGAGCAGAUGCAUGUGCUAUCUGGACUGAUGAGGAGCAGAGACAGAGAAGAGAAGCAAUUAAUCAACAGCUGAUGAUGGAGCAGCAAAGCAAGCAAUGAUGGAGUUAUCAAAUUAAGUCCAAGUGUAUAUACAUUAGCUAGUGUAUAUGCGUGUCUUUUUUGAUUCAUAAAUAAGGUGUACACGCGUUACGCAAUUUUUUGUUUUUGUUCCUUCUUUUUUUUAGAUAAAGAGAUGGUUACAUGGUU